AUGACUGUCGCCAUGACCGAGCAGAAGCAGGAUCUUUCUCUCUCGUCAGAGCACGUCGACGAGAUGCCAGUCAAGGCUGAAGAGGCCGUUAGCAACGGACUUGGCAUGACAAAUGAGCAGUACGAUACCAAUGAGAAGAGUCUGGUCCGUAAGCUGGACUUUACUCUUCUGCCCAUGGUCUGGCUGCUUUACUUCUUCAAUUAUCUCGAUCGAAACAACAUCGCUCAAGCGCGUCUCAGCACCUUCGAACAAGACCUUGGUCUCAAAGGCAAUCAGUUCAAUGUUGCAGUGUCCAUCCUGAAUGUCGGAUACAUGCUUAUGCAACUCCCCAGCAACAUGCUCCUUACUCGAACCCGCCCGUCGAUGUACAUCCCAGCCUGGACUGCUCUGUGGUCCAUUGUGUCUGCCGCUACUGCUGGUGCCGGUACUUACACUCACUUGAUCGUCAUCCGAUUCUUCCUCGGUGCAAUGUUCCUGCUCAGCUGCUGGUACCCUCGCAAGGAGCUUGCCCUUCGAACCGCGAUUCUAUACUCGGGUGUUCUCCUCGCCACCGCCUUCUCAGGACUCAUUGCCGCUGGUGUUCUGUCAGGACUGGAGGGUGCUAGGGGCAUGGCAGGCUGGCAAUGGCUGUUCAUCAUUGAAGGCGCUGGAAGUUUCAUGGCGGCUAUUAUCGCCUUCUUCGUGCUUCCAGAUUUCCCGGGACAAAAGACUGGAGCUAUGAAGUGGCUUCUGUCGGACGAUGAGCAGAAGGUUGCUGUGGAGCGUAUCAACAGAGACCGUGUCUCUCUUCCAGAUGCAGAUCACGGUGUCUUUGCGGGGUUGAUGAUGGCUGUCAAGGAUGUUCGAACCUGGGUCUUUGUCAUCAUGCUCACGGCUAACCAUAGUGCGUACGGCUUUAACAGCUUCUUCCCCACUAUCGUCAAGGGAUUCAAACUCGGCAACACAACUCUUACGCUCAUUCUGACAGCUCCUCCUUAUCUCAUCGCUACAGCUACUGCCUUCGCAACAGCAUGGUCCAGCGAUCGUCGCAAGAACCGAGGCUAUCACAUUGCCAUUCCCCAAGCGGUUGCCUGCAUCGGCUUCAUCAUUUCCGUUGCCACGCUCAAUAACGCCGCAAGGUAUGCAGCAGCCUUCCUUUACAUCUGCGGCUGUUUCUCAUCCAACGCCAUGGUCUUCAGUUGGGCUAGCUCAACCCUCAACCAGACGCCUGAGAAGCGCGCUUGUGCUACUGCUAUCAUCAAUCUUCUCAGCCAGCUUGGUAAUAUCUGGAGUCCGUACUUCUUCCCUGCUAGUGAUGGACCGCGCUACAUCAAAGCCAAUCUGCUCAUGAUGGCCUUCUCGGCGCUUUCAGUUGCGACUUGUGUGUUGAUGAGAUUCAGCUUGCAGAAGGCUAAUAAGAAGCUUCGUGAGUCAGGCGAUGGCAUCAAUUUGUUUACUUUGUAA
Messenger RNA from Fusarium proliferatum ET1, 1443 nucleotides. RefSeq lists its product as uncharacterized. Gene Ontology annotation, cellular component: membrane. The record is from RefSeq and is a predicted model, not a curated record. The transcript has 5 exons. Gene Ontology annotation, biological process: transmembrane transport. Lineage: Eukaryota; Fungi; Ascomycota; Sordariomycetes; Hypocreales; Nectriaceae. The coding region runs from base 1 to 1443 and encodes 480 amino acids. Gene Ontology annotation, molecular function: transmembrane transporter activity.